UGUUCCGUUAUCCAGUUAACAACGUUUGUGUUACAGGCUGCGGGCCUCCCGGGUGCUUCUUGUUGGCAUGAAAGGGCUCGGGGCUGAAAUUGCCAAGAAUCUCAUCCUGGCAGGAGUGAAAGGACUGACCAUGCUGGAUCACGAACAGGUAUCGCCAGAAGACCUUGGAGCUCAGUUCUUGAUCCGUACUGGGUCUCUUGGCCGAAACAGGGCCGAAGCCUGUUUGGAGCGAGCUCAGAAUCUCAACCCCAUGGUGGAAGUGAAGGUGGACACCGAGAAUAUAGAAAAGAAGCCCGAGUCAUUUUUCACUCAAUUUGAUGCUGUAUGUCUGACUUGCUGCUCCAGGGAUGUCAUAAUUAAAGUUGACCAGAUCUGUCACAAAAAUAGCAUCAAGUUCUUUACAGGAGAUGUUUUUGGCUACCACGGAUACACAUUUGCCAAUCUUGGAGAGCAUGAAUUUGUAGAGGAGAAGACCAAAGUUGCCAAGGUUAGCCAGGGAGUAGAAGAUGGCCCUGAUACCAAGAGAGCAAAACUGGAUUCAUCUGAGACAACUAUGGUCAAAAAGAAAGUGGUCUUCUGCUCCCUUAAAGAAGCACUGGAAGUGGACUGGAGCAGCGACAAAGCAAAGGCCGCUCUGAAGCGCACAACUUCGGAUUACUUUCUCCUUCAAGUGCUCCUGAAGUUCCGCACGGAUAAGGGAAGAGACCCUAGUUGUGAUACCUUUGGGGAAGAUUCUGAGCUGUUGCUCCAGAUUCGAAACGAUGUGCUUGACUCCCUGGGUGUUAAUCCUGACCUGCUUCCUGAAGACUUUGUCAGGUUCUGCUUCUCCGAGAUGGCUCCUGUGUGUGCAGUGGUUGGAGGGGUCUUGGCCCAGGAAAUCGUGAAGGCCCUGUCUCAAAGGGACCCACCUCACAACAACUUCUUCUUUUUCGAUGGCAUGAAGGGAAACGGGAUUGUGGAGUGCCUCGGCCCCAAGUGAACCCACGGCACGGCAGCCCUGCGAUGCCGACCCCCCAGCGUGCCCGCAUGCGUUCCCUGCCCUUCCUCCCACCAAGGCAUCUCGGCGAGAGAAGAGUGAAGUCAUUGGACCCACGCAAACCCUUUCCUGUGAACAAUGAGGCCGUGCAGAUGUGCUCCUUGCGAGCACCAACAGCUGCUGCACAUGAGGGGGCGGAGGGGCCGGCGGCCUCCCUCCCGCACCGCGCAGGACCGUUUGCCAGCUCCGCUGAGCGGGCAGCACCUGCAAGUGCCCUCCAGCGCCUCUCUGUCCUGGUGCCGUCACGGCAUCGCCACACCUCUGGGUACCGCCAGGGAUGCCUGCCAGGGACCGGCACACCUGGUUGCGUGGGAGCCUCUCGCCAGCUUCCUGGACUUCUUCUCCGCCCGAUGUCACUGCGGGGAGCAUGGCCUCGGGGGAAUGAGGCCCAGGCCCCAUGAAACACGAGUGGAACCGCAGUUCCAAAUGCAGACAGGUGCCCCGGGAGGAAAAACAUGGCAGGCGGGUGCAUUUCCUCCGGAGUUCGAAAUCCUGAAAAACAACAGGUGGCCUCUGGUGCGCGGUCCUGAGUGUUAGCGGAGGAUUAGUGAGUCCAGCCCGGGCUGCGGGACAGAGGAACCGGCACCGGGUCCUCUAGGGCAUUCGGGCGAGGCCUUGCCAGUUGAAUAUUAGGGCUGAAUAUUAGGAAAACUGUUCUAAAGGCCCCGCCCCCGGGGAUUCUGAUCUGUGGGGCCCCGCUGGGAGGGAGGAGCCUGUCCUGUUCACAGAGCCGUCUGUGCUGUGGCUGUGGCGCGCGAGCCUGUUGCAUUUAAGGGCUGUGUCGGUCCUUCCUUACCCCUGAAUGGCAGCUGUUUGUGUUUUGAUUUUUUUAUAUUUUCUAGAUUCCCAUGGUCCUUUAAGAAGGAAUGGUAGAAAUAAAGUUAUUUGCUUUAGGA
Molecule: messenger RNA, 1932 nt
Organism: Myotis lucifugus (little brown bat)
Lineage: Eukaryota; Metazoa; Chordata; Mammalia; Chiroptera; Vespertilionidae
Gene: SAE1
Product: SUMO1 activating enzyme subunit 1
Exons: 8
Coding region: 68-979 (303 amino acids)
Biological process (GO): protein sumoylation
Cellular component (GO): cytoplasm; SUMO activating enzyme complex
Molecular function (GO): SUMO activating enzyme activity
Source: RefSeq, a predicted model, not a curated record